Hevea brasiliensis (rubber tree) is the source of this 1098-nucleotide messenger RNA. RefSeq names its product trans-resveratrol di-O-methyltransferase-like. Gene Ontology annotation, molecular function: S-adenosylmethionine-dependent methyltransferase activity; O-methyltransferase activity; protein dimerization activity. NCBI's taxonomy places the organism in Eukaryota, Viridiplantae, Streptophyta, Magnoliopsida, Malpighiales, Euphorbiaceae. The record is from RefSeq and is a predicted model, not a curated record. The coding region runs from base 1 to 1098 and encodes 365 amino acids. Gene Ontology annotation, biological process: methylation. The transcript has 3 exons.
AUGAUUAAUAAUCUGGUUGAUGGAAGCCACGACGCUAAGCUUCUUCUUGAAGCUCAAGCCCACGUAUGGAACCACAUCUUUAAAUUCAUCAAUUCCAUGUCCCUUAAAUGUGCAAUUCAGCUAGGAAUCCCAGAUGCUAUCCACAACCAUGGCAAACCCAUCACCCUCCCCGGGCUCAUCUCUGCCCUACCUGUCCACCCAGCCAAAGCCCGUUGUGUCCCUCGCCUGAUGCGAAUUUUGGUUCACUCUGCUUUCUUUGCUCGAGCAAAGCUUAGUGAAAAUGAUCAAGAAGGGUUUGUUCUCACCAAUGCAUCUCAUCUCCUUCUUAAGGACAACCCCUUGUGUGUGACUUCAUUCUUGAUGGCUAUGCUUGAUCCUAUUUUAACAGCACCAUGGCAUUACAUGAGCACUUGGUUCCUAAAUAAUGAUCCUAGCCCAUUUGGUACGACUUAUGGGAUGACGCUUUGGGACUAUGCUGGCCAUGAACCGAAGAUCAACAAUUUGUUUAAUGAAGCUAUGGCUAGUGAUGCUCGGCUGGUUAUGAGUGUGGUGAUCAAUGAGUGCAAAGGCAUAUCAAAGGGGGUGUUCGAGGGCUUGAAGUCAUUGGUUGAUGUUGGGGGUGAAACAGGGAUUGUGGCUAAAGCCAUAGCUCAAGCAUUUCCUCACUUGGAUUGCUUUGUAAUUGAUCUCCCACAUGUGGUGGCUGGGCUGCAAGGCACUGACAAUUUGAAAUAUGUUAGAGGUGACAUGUUUGAUGGAGUUCUUCCUGUAGAUACAAUUUUGCUAAAGUGGAUUUUGCAUGACUGGAGCGAUGAAGAAUGUGUGAAGAUACUUAAGCGAUGUAAAGAAGCAAUAAAAGGCAAAGGAGGGAAGUUGAUAAUCAUAGGUAUGGUAAUAGGGAAUCAAAAGGGAAAUAAUGACUCUAUUGAAGCACAAUUCUUCUUUGAUAUGUUAAUGAUGGUCUUGGUUAUGGGUCAAGAGAGAAACGAGAAAGAAUGGGCUACACUAUUUUCUGAUGCUGGUUUUAGUGAUUAUAAGAUAAUCCCAAUUCUGGAUUUAAGAUCUAUCAUUAAAGUUUAUCCUUCAUCUACAAUUUAG